AUGUCCGGGGGCCUCUUUACAGAGACAAGGCCAUUCCAGGAUUUAUAUUUGGGAUCCCCAAUACGGCUUCCGAGCCUGUCAUAUAUGGAAACUGUUGGGGCAGAUCACCUAGCAACCGGUUAUCCUCAAGAUCGCGGAGGAUGCAACCUAACUUUGAGAAGAAACUUGAUGUCCAUAACUACUUGUCGUCUCUGUUCCACGGAAAAUAGGACACGUGUGUCCAGUGGAAAGCCUAUAGCACGAGCUUCUAGGUCAUCUGUGAUCACUGCAAACAUGCGGCAGAUGUCACAUCAAGUUGUGGAAGAAGCUUUGUGGCAGAGCGAUGGGAAUAUCUCCCUAAUCCGGACAAACUUUGUAGAAGUGGAUAUCCUGAUAAUUCACUGUAUAUGGGCACUCGAGUCUUUCGUUGAACAAUUGUCACGUCCUCUAAACGGUCACAGCACAGAGGGAACAGGUGACUUGACCACCGUCGUCAGAAUUCAACCAAUUCUCACCAGGAUUACGUGGCAUCAUAGAAGCUUCUGUAAACUAUUACCUGCUUGGAGGACUGAAAAGAGGAUGAAUAUAUCCAUCCAGGAGAUAUGUUGGAGCGGAUAA
This is a messenger RNA of Aspergillus sclerotioniger CBS 115572, 597 nucleotides long. RefSeq lists its product as uncharacterized. NCBI's taxonomy places the organism in Eukaryota, Fungi, Ascomycota, Eurotiomycetes, Eurotiales, Aspergillaceae. The transcript is spliced from 5 exons. The coding region runs from base 1 to 597 and encodes 198 amino acids. The record is from RefSeq and is a predicted model, not a curated record.